AUGGUCAUUCAUGGUCUCAUCCGGGAAGUGGAAAAUGCCAUUUAUGUGGAUGACUCGGCGCGCUGUCGUUGUUCGGAAAUCGGGAAUUUCGAACGUUCCCGACCCACCGCCAUAAGUUGCUGCACCAUGGAUGCUCACAGCCUUCCGUUGCGCAAACUCCUCUACUCAGCGACUCUCAUGUCGGACCCUGAGAAGUUGCGUCACGUGAAUCUCUUCUAUCCCCGAGUGUUCCACGCGAAGGCUGAGCAUGCGAACCGAUCCGACAAAGCCUUCGCCCUCCCGGACUCCCUCGAGGAACGAAAGAUCUUCUGCGAUAUCGACGUUCGACCUCUUCUGGUGUGGUGGCUCUUCGUUCAUCAGAAAAUGGGUCGCAUGAUUGUGUUCGCGCGAUCCCGUGAGGAGUGUCAUCGACUCCGAAUCGUUAUUGAAUUCAUGGGUAGUUGCAAGGUCGUGGAUCUCAGCGCCGAUAUGAAGAAACGGCAGCGACAGAAAGCGUUGGCCGAUUUCGACGAAGGACUUUGCGACAUGAUCAUUGCCACGCAAGUUCUCUCGCGAGGAAUGGAUCUCAAGAGUGUCGAACAUGUCGUACUCUAUCACGCACCGACUUCCGCAGAGGAUUAUGUCCACAUGGUUGGCAGAACAGCUCGAGCAAACAAAACUCUGAAAGCGAUAUCCAACAGCAAGGUGAAGGAAUUCCAAUGGGAUCCGUCGAGCUUGAGAGAAUUCUACCAGAACUACGAAGCAGCUCUGGCUUCCGCCAGGAAGGCCAUCCACCCAAAAUUGAAAACUAAGACAUGA
Molecule: messenger RNA, 798 nt
Organism: Galendromus occidentalis (western predatory mite)
Lineage: Eukaryota; Metazoa; Arthropoda; Arachnida; Mesostigmata; Phytoseiidae
Product: ATP-dependent RNA helicase DDX51
Exons: 4
Coding region: 1-798 (265 amino acids)
Source: RefSeq, a predicted model, not a curated record